CAUCUUACGAGUUCCGCCCACUAUUUGGAUUGAAGUGUUUCUGCAGAUCGAUAGAUUUCACUGCACCUAUCAGAUUCCACUGAUUCAUUAUGUGAAUCAUCCGAUAUUAUGAGACGUUCUUUCACUCACCAAUCACAACACUCACAGUCUCCCACAAAUGAACGAAGAAAUCGUGAUUAUUGUAAUUAACCAAUUACAACAAUAACUGUGACUGUUUUUUGUGGUAUAAAUAAGCGAACGAAAAGUCAGUUGCCAUAAGAAGAUGGUCUACUUUGCAUACAGCCACAUAGCUUUUGUCACUCUGUUGACAUUUGCAGCCGUGAACGCAGGUGAACCGUGGAGUAAACGGGGCAUGAUACAUGUGUUUAACCAUCAAGAUAUAAGCGGAGUCGCUCCGAAGGUGAAGGCUGCAAUAAAGGAAGUACAAGAUCGUAAAGACAAGAUUCUCAGUCAAAAUGAAAGCUUACAAGGAGGAAUAGAAAAGUAUAUGAACUGUCUGCAAACUGCAUACGAAUACGACUGGGGAGAGGCCGCGUUAACCGAGAUCGCAGACCGUCUCGCCAGCGCAUAUGACCCCGCACUCAAAGCAACAGAGGAGUGUUGCCGACAUGAAGCAGUGGAAUAUGCUAGUAAGAAAGCGGCGUUCCCUUUAAAGAAUUGUUUCAAAAAUAUGCCUCCGGCGCCUCACGAAGAUCUGCAUCAACUGAAUAGGCUAACCGGAAUACUUUACGACCACAUGCACUGGGUUGCCAAGGAUAUUUUCUACAGGAAUCUAGCAGCAACCCAAAGGGGUGGUUGACAGAAAAUUGAAGACAAGUACCAGGAUGAAUUUCAAAGUCGGCGUAACACUGAAUACAUGUAGAUUGUAGAAACUUUCGUAAAUAUUUCAUUUUAAAUUAAAGUAAUUAAAUAAAUCUUUCAUUUGCU
This is a messenger RNA of Trichobilharzia szidati, 927 nucleotides long. The record is from the annotation of a GenBank genome assembly. NCBI's taxonomy places the organism in Eukaryota, Metazoa, Platyhelminthes, Trematoda, Strigeidida, Schistosomatidae.